Molecule: messenger RNA, 2503 nt
Organism: Colletes gigas
Lineage: Eukaryota; Metazoa; Arthropoda; Insecta; Hymenoptera; Colletidae
Product: lymphocyte-specific helicase-like
Exons: 7
Coding region: 119-2461 (780 amino acids)
Biological process (GO): DNA methylation-dependent constitutive heterochromatin formation; lymphocyte proliferation; pericentric heterochromatin formation
Cellular component (GO): pericentric heterochromatin; nucleus
Molecular function (GO): ATP binding; ATP-dependent chromatin remodeler activity; chromatin binding
Source: RefSeq, a predicted model, not a curated record
GGAGAAGGUUGCGUUGUUACGUAGACCUCGUGUUUCGCUAACGUACAAGUACGCAUUGUUCUCCUAUUUUAAUUUAUUAUUUAUUGGUCAAGUGUAAUAGAAUUGUUUUAAGUCGAAGAUGGACAAAGAGAAUGAAGAUGUCAAUAUUAAUCAUAUGACCAGUAGUUUGGGUUCAAUCAAAGAAAGAGGCGAGUCAAAAAAUAGUAUUAUAGAUUAUGUAAGAAUUAAUAACGAGCCCUUGAAAGAAGAUGUGAAGGAAGUGAAAAAGAGAAAACGACAAGCCGAGACCGAAGUCAAGCGAUUAGAAGAAGAGAACUAUAAUCGUCAAAUGCAAGAACUGCAAUACAAGCGAUUGAUGCAUUUAUUGAACAGAAGCAAAUUUUAUGCGUCGUACCUUGUUAAGAAAAUUAGUGGCGAUUCAGAGGAUGAUGGUAAUAAAAUUAAUAGGAUUAAUAAAAAAAAAGCGAUUUCCACCAAAAGCCCUUUACCUCUGGCAAAAGGGGAAAAGAAGAGCUACAGUAAACAGAGUCAUAUAUCGAAAGACGUGCAAGACAAGCUAAAGUCUGUAAAUAUGAUAGCGGACGACAAAGAUGUUCAAGACAAAAUAAUUACAGACUCCGAGAACCAAAAUAGCAAAGCUAAUGACAUCGAUAUAGAAAUACCGAAAUAUUUCAAUGGGAUCUUACGAGACUAUCAGAUCGACGGGUUCCAAUGGCUGAAAGUACUUUACGAGAAUGGUAUAAAUGGUAUUCUAGCGGACGAAAUGGGACUUGGAAAAACAGUACAACUGAUAGCCUUGUUUGCUCAUCUGAUUGAAAAAAGACAAGCCGGGCCUUAUUUAAUAAUUGCACCACUCUCCACUGUACCAAAUUGGUUGAUCGAAUUCGAAAGAUUUGCACCGAAAUUGCCCAUCAUUUUAUUGCACGGUACACCGGAAGAAAGAUACUCGGCGGUAAAAGAAAUUAAACAAAUGCACAGGGUCUCGAAUCAUUACAGUACUCUGCCAAUCGUGCUUACUACCUUCGAGGUACCGUUAACCGAGAAACAGUUUAUUAGAUCUCAGCAUUGGCGAUAUAUAGUAAUCGAUGAAGGGCACAGAAUCAAAAACCCCAACUGUAUGCUCGUCACGAUUUUGAAGACGUGCAAAUCCAUGAAUCGGCUUUUAUUAACUGGCACACCGUUACAGAACAAUUUGUCAGAAUUGUGGUCGCUUUUAAAUUUCUUACUGCCGGAAAUUUUUGACGAUUUAGCUGUAUUUAAAUCGUGGUUCAACGCGAAAGAGCUCGAGUACGACGAAGGAACUAAAAAGUUUUUAAAACAAGAAGAGGAGAAGCACGUGUUAUCGUCAUUGCGCGAGAUACUUCAACCGUUUAUGUUGAGACGCGAAAAAGCGGACGUCUGUUUAGAAGUCCCGCCAAAGAAGGAAUUGAUCGUCUACGCUCCGCUCACGCAACUCCAACACGAUUUGUACAAGGCGGUUUUAAAUCGGGAUAUACAGAAAUUGAGUUUGAUGGACGAGAAACUAAUUAUAGACACGGAAGACGGUAAAAGACCGAAAAGGAAAUGUACUAAAAAAAUUGAUUUUAAUGGGUACUUUGGUAAAAACCACUCUGAAGAUAAUUUGCUUAAAAAAUACGACGAGAGUGCAGUUUCUAAAACGUCUCCGCAAAAAAUGUUUACCGAUGUUCUAGAUAGGAAUCUAAAUUUUAUAAUCAACGUUACACCUAUCAGUAAAAUAAUAAUGUACAAGAAAAUUGUAAAUCACCCGUAUUUAGUUCAUUGCCCGUUGGACGCGUCUGGUCUGCCAAAAGUGGAUAACGAGUUGAUUGCGUCGUCUGGGAAACUUUUAGUGUUGGACGCGAUGCUUGCAAAACUUAAAGAACGGGGACACAAAGUUUUGUUAUUUUCUACCAUGACAAUGAUAUUGGAUGUAAUAGAAGAUUAUCUGUCGUUGCGGGAUUAUAAUUACGUCAGAUUGGACGGAAGUACUCCGCUCGCAGAGAGAAAAGACAGUAUUCAAGAUUUCAAUACAAAUCCUGAUUUAUUUUUGUUUCUUAUAUCUACAAGAGCGGGAGGCAUUGGAUUGAAUCUCGCUGCAGCGGAUACUGUUAUUAUAUAUGACUCCGAUUGGAAUCCACAAGUAGAUAUACAAGCCAUGGCUCGUUGUCACAGAAUAGGACAGAACCGUCCUGUGGUUGUAUAUAAAUUCUGCACGAAAGGGACGAUCGACGAAACAAUUAUUAGUCGCGGUGAAAAGAAACGCUUUUUAGAAAAAGUUGUAAUCUCUAAAAAGAACGAUCCUAUCAAUAUGCAUAAUAAAGAAUCGUUACUGGAAUUAAAGAGAUUGUUGGAAUCAAGAGAAUGUGAAGUAGUUAAAGCUGAAAAUGAAGUUUUCACGAACGAGGAACUCAACAAAUUGCUAGAUAGAAGCGACUUGUACGAAGAACAUAAGAAAUCUUAAAUAUCUUACAUUCCCUUGAAAAGAAUAUAAGGGCUACAUUUU